AAUUGCGACUGGGCGUGAGCUGCACAGCAAUUCAGCAGAACUGAAGUUUGGUGAAACUGUGUUGCUGCUUCACUUGUCCAUCCUAUUUAGGAGCAGAAAUACUAAUACGGAGCAUUUGACCUGAUCUCUACAGCUGGAUCUCCUGAUAGCAGGAUUAGGAAAGAGUGCCUUCAGAACCAAUAUGUAGCAAAUGGGUGUCACACCUCUGAAGCUCCCCCCUGGCUUCAACAUUUGCGUGUUUUAAGGAUCCUUGUUGCCUCAGCAUUGAAUUGUUCUUGUGGACUUCAGAAACAGAUUUCAUGUGGUGCUUGCUGAACGUUGAGUCACCAUGAGUAGUAAUCUAGGAAAAGAAAAGGACUGUAAAGAGAAGGAUCCAAAAGUCCAAUCGUCAAAAGAAAGGGAGAAGGAGGCGAAGGCCUCUGGAGGAUUUGGGAAAGAGAGCAAAGAAAAGGAGCCUAAGACCAAAGGGAAAGAUGCCAAAGAUGGAAAGAAGGACUCCAGUAGCACGCAGCCUGGGGUAGCUUUUUCAGUGGACAAUACGAUAAAAAGACCUAAUCCUGCCACAGGUACUCGCAAAAAAUCCAGCAAUGCUGAAGUGAUCAAAGAGCUCAAUAAAUGCCGGGAGGAGAAUUCUAUGCGCUUGGACUUGUCCAAGAGGUCUAUACACUUGCUUCCAUCAGCUGUCAAAGAGCUAACGCAGCUGACAGAACUUUAUUUAUACAGUAACAAACUGCAGUGCCUGCCAGCAGAGGUGGGCUGUCUGGUGAACCUGGUGACGCUGGCUCUGAGUGAAAACUCACUCACCAGUUUGCCUGACUCUCUGGAUAACUUGAAGAAGCUGCGCAUGCUUGACCUGCGGCACAACAAACUGCGAGAAAUCCCCUCGGUGGUGUACAGGCUCAGCUCCCUGGCCACGCUGUACCUACGCUUUAAUCGCAUAACUACUGUGGAAAAGGAUAUCAAAAACUUGUCAAAACUCACCAUGCUUAGCAUACGAGAGAACAAAAUCAAGCAGCUACCUGCUGAAAUUGGUGAGUUGUGUAACCUCAUAACGCUGGAUGUAGCGCACAAUCAGCUUGAACAUCUUCCAGAAGAGAUUGGAAGCUGCACGCAGAUCACCAACCUUGACUUGCAGCACAAUGAGCUCCUGGACCUGCCAGAAACCAUAGGAAAUCUGUCCAGUCUAAGUCGUCUUGGCCUGAGGUACAAUAGGCUGUCAGCAAUUCCCAAGUCUUUAGCAAAAUGCAGUGAACUUGAUGAGCUGAACUUGGAGAACAACAACAUUUCUACUUUACCAGAGGGUCUUUUAUCCAGCCUUGUCAAACUGACUAGUUUAACAUUGGCCAGGAACUGCUUCCAGUCCUAUCCUGUGGGUGGCCCGUCCCAGUUCUCCACAAUCUACUCUCUCAAUAUGGAGCACAACCGCAUCAAUAAAAUCCCCUUUGGAAUUUUCUCCAGAGCUAAAGUAUUAAGUAAGCUGAACAUGAAGGACAAUCAGCUGACGUCUCUCCCCUUGGACUUCGGGACUUGGACAAGUAUGGUAGAACUGAACUUAGCAACGAACCAGCUCACAAAAAUCCCUGAGGAUGUCUCUGGGCUUGUUUCUCUUGAGGUUCUUAUCUUGUCUAACAAUCUCCUAAAGAAACUUCCCCAUGGAAUUGGAAAUCUACGGAAACUCCGAGAGUUAGACCUAGAGGAAAACAAACUGGAAUCCUUGCCAAAUGAAAUAGCUUACCUCAAGGAUCUGCAGAAAUUGGUUCUGACAAACAAUCAGCUGACCACCCUUCCCAGAGGAAUUGGUCACCUUACCAAUCUGACGCACCUUGGGCUCGGAGAGAACCUUCUCACACACCUUCCUGAGGAAAUUGGUACACUGGAGAAUCUGGAAGAACUGUAUUUGAAUGACAACCCCAAUCUGCACAGCCUUCCCUUUGAGCUGGCUCUUUGCAGCAAACUGUCAAUAAUGAGUAUUGAGAACUGCCCACUCAGCCACCUUCCACCUCAGAUUGUUGCAGGAGGACCCUCCUUCAUCAUCCAGUUCCUAAAAAUGCAGGGACCAUAUCGUGCCAUGGUCUGAUGCUCAUCGACUUGUCCAAUACACUGUACAAAAUACAAACUGCAUUAAUGUUGUAAUUGUCUGUAUAUGUAUAUAUAAUAUAAUAUAUGUGGUUUAUAUUAUAUUAUAUAUAUAUAAAUAUAUAAAUAAUAUAAAAAGGCAAAUUUAAGACUGCAUUAUGUGUUUCUGCUAAUAGAGGAAUCAUAGCCAUUUAGAUUUUUUUUUUAAUUCUGUAAAAAUGCUUGUCUAAGUUUUCUUUGCUGAACUUGAUGGAAGUUGUCUGAAUAAUCUGAAAAUGCCAGUUCAUUUAAAGCAAUUGCCAAUGAACUCAAAGUUUAAAUUUAAGGGACAAAACCAGUUUUGCUUAGAUUUACUUUCAGUUAAGAGAAAUGUAUAACCUUUAUAUAAUGAACUUUUCUGUUUUGCUCCCCCCCCCCCCCCUUUUUUUUGUGUCAAAACCUGAAAGGGUCACGUCCCCUGAGGUUGGUAUUUUCUUUUAACUUAUUUUGAGAUUUGAAGCAAAUGGUGUUUUUAUAUUGUUUACAGUCAGAGUAAAUCACUGGAUUUUGUUUUAUUCUGAUUUGCUCUGUUUUAAUCAAUCAUAUCUAGAGUUUAUAUGCCUCUGCUGAUGGAUUUUUAUCAACCAGUUUGUAUACUAAAAACAUACUCAUCAGAACAACUGGCAGGUGAAAAGGAUGCAGUCAAAACAAAAAGAAAAGAAAAAAAAAAGCUUGAAUUCCUUUAAAUCUUGCUUCCCUGAGUUAUCAGUUGCAGGCAUAACAUAUCUGAACUGAGCCUUUUGCAGUUGGUCUUUUCUAGCACAAGUAAACCUUUUCAGAUUGGUAAAAAUGUGGAGUAUCCUCAGUGAAGAGCGGUUUUCAUUGUGUGAAGUAACAAGUCCAUGAGGUCUAACAGUACAGUUAAGUGACAAGGAAAUAAUAUAUAUGUACAUUUUUAUUACAAUGUUGAGUCAUAAACUACAACAGGCAAUUUUAAGGAUUCCUUAUAGACCUUGUACAAUAAAUGAAUGUGUCUUACUUUUAAACACUGCAAUAUAUGUAAGUUUUAAGGUUGGUUAACAAUGUACUAUGGUUUUAUAUCUUGACUUGCCUUGUACCUCCUUCCAUUAUGGAACUUCUGUGUCCAAGCACAAUAUCUUCACACUGUGCUGUUUUGCUGCUGAACUAAAUGCACUUUUCCCCACAGCUGGGGCACUUGCUUCAAAAUAUUCAGUUCAGUAUCUUGAUUAUUCUUUUUUAACUUCAUCCUAUCUGUUUCAGUAUUAAACCGAUCUAUUAAAAAAGAGGCACCUUUUUCAUUUGUGCAGAGAUGUUGGUAGCUCAAGAGAAACACUGUAAGUAGUGGACAUUCAGUUUUACCAUGAAUUUCUUGGCUGUUUAGAAGGCAGAAGAUGCUUCAAGGAGAGUUUCACUAUUGCUGCACUUGCAGCUGUCCUUGUUCAGGAGGGUAAGAACUCGAGGCAGUCACAUUCCAUGCUUACCCAAGAACUGUUCUGUUUAUACUCACUGGAAUUGCUGCUGGGGUAGUGUGACUUACAGGGCUGUACCUUUUGCACAAAAUCAAAUCAAUGGAUGCCAUGGGAAAUCUGUUUCACAUGCAGAAGUUUGGGAAUAUUAUUUCUGGCUUUCAGGUGUGCUUAUUUAGACAGAUUUCCUCAAUCUACUUGCAUUUUGUUUUGUUGUAUGUCUUUUCAUUAACAAGGAGUAAGUUUUAAAUGGAAGGCAGGUGGAGAUAUAAAACCUUAGAGGGCUUAAACAUGCUGUAAAACUAUUGUAGAUGUCACUGGAUUUUUACUAAGUAAUGUUCUAUUCUUUCUCACACACUCUCUGUCGUUCCCCCCUUCCCCUUUUUUUUUUUUUUUCUACAUCUACUGUAGCUUUUCAGUUUAGACUUUAGUUUAUAAAAGGCUAGUUCCUUACAGUUCUGCCUGAGUUAAUCUUUCUCAGCACUAAGGUGUUAAAAUAUGAAGAUGCUGAAAUGCUUAGUAUCAAGACUGUAAUUGAAAUUCUGAAUAUACUGCAAAGUCCGUGUUUGUGCCCUCAGGUCCCGAGGGGGGAAACUGGUUUGGUUAAUAUGGUUCCUUAAAGCAAAAGUGGCGACCCCUUGUGUUUCCAAACGUCGUGGUCUCAUUCCCUGUCUGCUCCUCAAUCCCGUUUUUAUAAGAGUUCAAGGGAUUGAAUUUGUUUAGUUUGUAAAUAUGUUGAUUAUUCACCUUGUUAAGGUACAUGGUUAAUGACUGUAUGAUUGGAGCUGGCCCUUUCUCACAUAAAUUCCUGUGGAGAAGUUGGCUACCAAAAUAGUGCUCGUCACACUCACUUAAAAACAAGCUAUUCUUUUCAGUACACUUAUAGGAAUAAAUAAAGCUAUGUUUUGAUUAAUUACUAUGUUAAAAACAGGAUAUUUUUGUCAAACUGGUUUUGUACUAGUAUGGUUGUUGCAAUGCCAGAUAAUCCUGAGCCCUGUUUUAGGAGUUUAAUUUUAUACACUUUGAGGUGAAUGCUUGUUUUUUCAGUGUCUCAAGGGAGAUUUGAGUAAGAGCAGUGUGAGAGAAGUUCUGGUGUAGGAGAAA
Messenger RNA from Melospiza georgiana, 4646 nucleotides. RefSeq names its product SHOC2 leucine rich repeat scaffold protein (gene SHOC2). Gene Ontology annotation, molecular function: protein binding. The transcript has 9 exons. The coding region runs from base 329 to 2077 and encodes 582 amino acids. The record is from RefSeq and is a predicted model, not a curated record. NCBI's taxonomy places the organism in Eukaryota, Metazoa, Chordata, Aves, Passeriformes, Passerellidae.